Molecule: messenger RNA, 1763 nt
Organism: Xiphophorus couchianus (Monterrey platyfish)
Lineage: Eukaryota; Metazoa; Chordata; Actinopteri; Cyprinodontiformes; Poeciliidae
Gene: gpatch4
Product: G patch domain containing 4
Exons: 8
Coding region: 147-1307 (386 amino acids)
Cellular component (GO): nucleolus
Molecular function (GO): nucleic acid binding
Source: RefSeq, a predicted model, not a curated record
UGGGAUCUUUCCUGGUGCCUUCCAGUAGGUGGCGGUAAAGCGUACCGGCGUUUGAAGAAGAAGAAAUCUACUUCCGGUUUCAUUCAGGAAACACGUGGUUUUUCCACCGGGUGAGGAAACUUCAACAAAACAGACGUGAAGAAAAGAUGGCUGAAGCUGAGCAGGAGAAAAGCCGAGGGUUGAAGUUUGCAGAGCAGCUGCUCCUGAGUCACGGCUGGGAACACGGGAAAGGACUGGGCCGAGCGGAGAACGGCAUAUCAGAGGCCAUAAAGGUCAAGGUCAAAUGUGACAAAGGAGGGAUCGGCCACCGGGAAGGAGAGCAGUUCAGCUUCCACUGGUGGGAUCACGUCUUCAAUAAAGCCUCGUCCAGUCUGCAGGUGGAGGCCGGCCAGAAUGGAAUCAGAUUAAAAAAGACGCCUGAGGAAGGUGAGGAAGAGGAGGGAGCGAUCUCCAACAAAAAGCCUCGGAAAUUCCUGCAGAACAAAUCCAAACUGUACGGCCGCUUUGUCAAGUCGGCCACGCUGCUGUCCGGUCAGGAGGAGCCGGAGCCGAAGGCCCCGAGUUCAGACAGCAGCAGCUCAGAUGAGGAAGAGGAGCAGAAACUGGAUCUGUCCAGCACCACCAGACUUUCAGACGCUGAUCUGAUGAAGGUUUGUGGAGGACGAACGGCUCACAAAGGCGCGCGGCACGGGCUGACCAUGAGCGCCAAGCUGGCCAGACUGGAGCAGCAGGAAGCAGAGUUCCUGACCAAAUAUGGAAAAAAGAGCCAAACAGGAAGUUCUCCAGAUGUUUGUGACACAGCGACUCAUCCGGAGGAGACGAACCGCAGGAAGAAGAAGAAAUGCACAGAGAGCUGCAGUGAACUGAGCGGUGAUGAAAGUCCUGAAGCAGGUUUUCAACCAGAGAAGAAGAAAAAGAAGAGGAAAGUUAAAACAGAGGGAGGAAGAGAGGCAGAAGAAGAAGAAGAGCUGAUCAUUGGAGGAAACGUUGAGGAUCAGAAAGAAGAUGGAGGAAAUCCGUCUGCAGAGGAAACUGAGCCGCUUCCCUCUGACUGCAACAGGAAGAAGAAGAAGAAGAAGAAGAAGAAAUCUGCUCAGCAUGAUGCUGACUCUGCAGAAACUGGGCGGAGUUCUGGACAAUCCAGCCAAUCAGAUCCCAGAUCCCAGCAGGAAGUAGAGGUUACCAUGGCAACAGAGAAGCAGAGAAGGAAAAAAAGCAGAAAGGACAAAUCGGUGACGGAGAAACCUGCUGAUGACGAGGAGCUUCCUCCAAAGAAGAAGAAGAAGAGCGAAGGUGGGUCAAACUGAGACGCUGGUUCUGAUCUGCCGACCUGGAACUAUGGUCCGGUUCUGAUACCUGAACCCGACCCAACCUAACAACUCACAGAACCAGUUUAAUGGUUUCUAUCUCUGCUGGUAGAAAGUGAAGCUGCUUUUCUCUGGAUUCCUGGAUUUUUAACGAACCGUCAGAAUGAAAUCUGGACUUAAUAUCGAUGAAAACAGAAUUACACUGAUGGAAACAUCUAGAAAAAUGCUUAGAUUUAUGAAAUAAAUGUGAAACUUUCUGAUGAAAUUAUCUCUGCCCUCACAAAGCAUCAAUGAUUUACAUAAACCUCAUUUAUUUUACCAACAUUUCCACCAAACAGUUAUUAAUAAGAUUGAUUAUAAGAUUAGAUCAAUUGGAUUCAUAAAAACAGUUUUGUUGUUUAUUCAGGUUGAGCUGCAGUUUCUGCAUAACUGGAAUAAAAACAUUUCUACAAUCUA